Penicillium atrosanguineum is the source of this 2841-nucleotide messenger RNA. Its product is annotated as putative PHD finger and SET domain protein. Lineage: Eukaryota; Fungi; Ascomycota; Eurotiomycetes; Eurotiales; Aspergillaceae. The transcript is spliced from 2 exons. Gene Ontology annotation, molecular function: protein binding. The record is from RefSeq and is a predicted model, not a curated record. The coding region runs from base 1 to 2841 and encodes 946 amino acids.
AUGACAGAUACCUCCUCCCUCGCCAUCACGCACGCCACGACGGAUCCCUAUCCGGUCCCCCCUCCUCCGGGCUCACCUCUCGCCAACGGCGCCAUCUCAGACUCAGUCGCCCCCGAUGAAGAGCCGUACACCAUCAAGUGCAUCUGUCAGUUUGACGAAGAUGAUGGUAAUACGGUAUUCUGCGAAGGGUGUGAGACAUGGCAGCACAUCAUCUGUUACUACCCUAAACAUAGGGUUCCUGAUGUGCACAACUGCGUCGACUGUGAGCCUAGGCCCUUGGAUGUCCGCCGCGCUAUCGAGCGCCAGCGGGCAGAGAGUGUCAAAGAGCGGAGUGAGGACGGUGACCGGAAAAAGCGGCCGAGUGCAAAGGCUACAAAGAAGAAGAGCAAGGAGGGCGAUGUGAAUGGGUUUGGCCACCAGCGAAGCGAGUCAGGGGCGCGCGAUCAACCCCCGCCAAAGAAGACCAAGACAUCCCACCGCUCAUCCGCGUCCAUCAGUGCUCUCGCGGGUACUCCGAUCCUUCCUUCGGAGACUCGGAAACGUCGUUCAUCCACAUCCAUUGCACCCAGUCCUACUAAACCUCCUGGCCCUUCCAUCCCACUUUACUCGAACGAAUUCCUUCACCUUUACGACCGAGAUGAUGAACAUGUGGACAUGGAUAGUAAUCUGUUUGUUAAUGUGAAUCUAGUCGGUGAUACUGCUUCGUGGGUCAAGGAUCCCGAAGCUUUGAAACGCGUGACCAAGGGGAGCACCGAAGAUACGUUCAACUGGUCGGAUGCGGCCUUGGAUCGAUCGCGUUGGCCGAACUUGACCACCGACGUUAUCACGGACCCCUCGCCCGAGAUGAGCGGACCGCAACCGACUUGGAAGAUCCUCAAGACUCAGGAUCCUGUACAAAAAGAUCAGAUCGUUGGGGAGAUUACGGGUAAGGUUGGCCUUUUUAAAGACUACUGCCUUGAUCCCAAGAAUCGUUGGCAGGAACUGCGACACCCCGAACCCUUUGUGUUCUUCAGUUCUCACCUUCCCCUUUAUAUCGACAGCCGCCACGAAGGCAGUGUCCUCCGCUACACCCGUCGGUCAUGCAAUCCCAACGUCACGAUGAAAAUAUUCAUCACCAACGAUGUCGAGUACCACUUCUGUUUCGUUGCCAAGGAGGACAUCCCCCCAACUCAGAGAUCACCAUUAUGUGACUCUGAAUUGCCCGAGUCAUCGAAUGGUGUGGUGAAGCAGGAGUCUGGCGACAGUACAACCGAGGCUGCGGCCAUCACCACCGAAGCUGCUGCUAUCUGCAUUAGCAACACACUCGCCAACUUCGGAGGUUGUGCCUGUGGUAUGCCGCGGAAUUGUCUACUUGCAAAACUGGAUUCCCGGCGGCAUCCCAAAUUCCUCGAGUCUGGUGUCAAGCAGGCGAACGGUAAGCGGAGGAGGGUCAAGGCGAAGUCUACCGCUUCGCCCCGCGAUACGAGUCGCACAUCCAUCAGUCGCGCUGGAAGCGAGACGACAAAGCUUCCGGAAGACGAUGAAGUCGCCGCGGAAUCUCGAUCCACGUCGGGCUCCGCACGUGGACAGCCUCGAAGCCGUGACACCAGUCCUGUCCUCCCGGAGUUGUCUACUCGUGAAAAACGUAAAAUUGCAGACGCUGAAAAACACUUCCAACAACUGGAGCAACAAGAGCAUCGCCCAGGGCAGAAGAAGAAGAAACGUGUCAGUGGACCAUCAGCGCAAUCACCCGCAGCUGUGGCAAGCUCCACCCAAACAGGAUACUUUCCUUCUCAGCCGCGGUCAGCAAAGUCACUCCAUCUUGAUUCUGCAGGCCAAUCUCGCUCUCCGACAUCAGCGCUCUCCCCUGGACCUUUGCUCCCUGGUCGUCGUGGAUCACCUCGGAAGACGUCCAGAUCAAGUACUCCGUACUCUCGCUCUACGCAUAAUAGGCCCGCAUACGUGGAUGCCGCGGUCCAGGCGAAUCUUAGCGAGCCUGAGGAUUCAAUAUCCCGCGGCCUGUCACCGCGCCCCCGUUCCGUUUUUGUCCCCAUGACCCUACGGCUUCUGAAGCGGUUCAGCAUGGAUCGACUGAGAUCCGAAGAGGUUGCGCGACAGCAGUUAUCUUCGGCCGGUUCUGAUAGUGUGGGUCCUGCAGCAUCGUCAUCCCCUUACACGGUUCGAUCUCCAGUUGUCAGUCACAGUGAUUUUGCUAUGGCCGAUGCGGACAACGAGCGGAAGCCUUCCACUCCAGUUGGCCAAAUGGAUGUAGAGAUGCAAGAUGACUCUAGCAAUGUUGAGUCUGAAUCACUCCAAGCCAAUCAGGAUCCCAGCAAGCCGCUUAUUCCUCCUCCUUGGCCAUCGACUGCUGCUCACAACACUCCUCUCCUUCGCUCCGUAAUACCGGCUGACCGUGGCAACCUCCGUGUCACUAUGCCUCCUCCGUCUACCAUCCCCACCGCCUCUUCUUCCGCGGUCAGCCCGAGGUCUAUGUCUUUCAAUUCUCCUACGAACUUCGAUACAUCUCCUAAUGCUACUGUGCCCCCGGCUAUCUCCGCGGCACCUGCACCUGCACCUACCCCCGCCAAGAAGAAACUCAGCCUUGGUGAUUAUCUUAACCGAAGAAACACCAUGACGGCCACUCCCACGUCGGAGAAGUCUCAGGUCCAGGCAGCCAUUUUUGCUCCUCAGAAUUCGCCUUCCACGCCAGGGUCAGGCCCAACACAUAGUGCCGAUGGCGAAAAGACUCCUAUCAAGGCGUCUCCUGUCACCAAGGCAGAGGAAACCCUUAGCUCACCCGAUGUAGCGAUGAAAGACGCUCCGGAAUCAACUCAACCCCACAUCCCCUCCAUCUCAUCGUGA